Messenger RNA from Athalia rosae (coleseed sawfly), 4258 nucleotides. RefSeq names its product mucin-5AC-like. The coding region runs from base 497 to 3412 and encodes 971 amino acids. The transcript is spliced from 9 exons. The record is from RefSeq and is a predicted model, not a curated record. Lineage: Eukaryota; Metazoa; Arthropoda; Insecta; Hymenoptera; Athaliidae.
GCCGUUCUCAUACCCUCACCGUGGUCCUUCUGCGUCCGGUUAAACGUCGCGAUUAAAUAUUAAAUUCCAAAGCACACGAACGUUCGAUAUCGCACACUCCCCUCUGCAGCUGGAGAAUAAAGAAUUCCACAUUCUUCGACUGGAUUAUACCACGUCUGCUCGCACGUCAUCGGGAGGUCGAUAAUAAAACAAAUCGGCAAGUGCAGGUAGUAGUAAGGAGAGUGACCGGAGGAGAUAAGGAAAGGAAAGAUAACAAUCAUUGAAAUGCGGACCAGUGAUCAGUGACGUUAGAUAUUAAUCUUCGGGAUAAACAAGUGAAUCCGUACAUUCGGUUGGCUGGCAAUUGCCACCGAAAAGUUAUUUCUGUCUGCCGAAAAUUUUAUUUAUCGUUAUCGUCGAACCGUCGAAGUACAUAUACGAUCAGCCGACACUUUCAAGUUUUCCGCCGGGGGAGGAGAAGGAUCGUCCCGAAGAAGAAUAAACGCAUAACAUCGUCAUGUGGUUGAGAACCGCCCUCCUGGUAUGCGGUCUGGUAGCUGCCGUUUUGGGGAACGACGAUAUCCUCGUCGAGCCAAAACCUGGACAAGAAUAUGUCCAGUUCGAUUCAUCCCUCGGUGAAUUGGCGCGGGUGCAGAGCCGGGCGAUUCCGGUUGAAGCCUUCGUCACAUCGCACAAGAUACCCGAAGGUAUAUCACCGCCGUCUGAGGAGGACGAGGAAAAGGAUGUGGAAAUUGCGAUGGAGGCUCAACUGGCCGAGGAGGUGCUUCAGCGCGCUAAGGAGAGCCUGCUGAAGAAAUCUGGAAAGAAAAGUUCAGAGCAAAUAAAAGAGUCCGCUCAACAAUUCCCUGAAAUCGAACAACAGGAUUCCGGUGUGAAGAAAAAUGGUUCGAAAAGACAAGCUCGCGUUCAACUUGAGACCUUCAGUGAUUCUGGAGUUCUUUCGGAAGACGGGAUUAAAAAGAUAGAGCUCGCAAGGGCGAAGUUCGAGAGCCAAACCGACGCCGUUAUUCCCGGAGUACAAAUUAGCCCAGAGAAUCCUACGACGAUGACCCCAGUCCUAACGACACCUCGCGAAGUUAGGGCGUUCGAUUUUGUGCCGGUUAAUAUAAUCCAAGAAGAUAGCAAGGACGCGUACACCCCGUGGAGCGAUCGUCACUUCGGCGACCUCAGUGACGUCAGUCUGGUACCGGCAGGAUCAAAUUCCCGCAUCCAGGUCAAGAAAGGACCGAAUGGUAAGGACUACGAGUACGAAUACGUCUAUUAUUACUACGACGAAGAGGAUGAGGGCAAAGCUGGCUCGCAAACGAACGCCAACUCGAACGAUGCGAGUCCUGUUAAAACGACGCCUUUGCCGGCGCCGAAACGCGGUUCUUCCAGUGGCAGGAACAAGUACGCCUCGAUCGAAAGGACAACGACCGUGGAACCGGUAAGCAACGAGAUCAUCCCUAGCAGAUCAUCGAGUAACAGAGGAAGACAAGCUCCCGAAACUGAAGAUGCGACGGAAGAAAGACUGCCCACCAACACCAGAUUCCCACCCAGGUCCAGAUCGAACCACAACACGGGAACGACUGAAUCGAGCAGAGGCCGAGGAAAUCGGCCGAGACCGAGCCUUGAUCUCGUAGAUUCCAGCAGCUUUAGAACUCACCAAGAAGGUCCAGAAUUUCCUCAAAAUCUACCUAAGGGGCCUCUGAGAUUUCUCGGAGUUACACCGAACGAGGAAUCGAUUGAAGAGAAACCUGUGAGUCGAGGACGUACGAGAGCAUCCAAACCCGCGGAACCCGCUCCGGUGGAAGAACCAUCGGAAGAGACUUUUGUAUCGCACAGACGACGACCAGUUGCAGCUAAACCCGAGGUUGAAAUUGAGCUGAACAGAGGACAACCGACGCAUUCUUCCGUCGAAGAAGAUGACGAGGACAUCGAGCCGACCGUCGCGACGCCAAAAACUGACUCCUCAACAAUAGCUGCAGAAAGUGAAGAGGACCCCGCGAGUGUGGAAUACAACGUCUCGAAAGAGCAGGAUCAGUCCACGGAAACAUCGACGAUGGAAAUUCCGACGACGGAAAAUCCAAACGCAGCUAUGGACAAGGUCGCCCUCGAUCUCUACGCCUUCCUCCUUCAGGGUCAGAGCAAUCUAGUCGAUGCCUCCACCGUAGAUACUGACACCGAAGACGAAACAACCCCUGCCGAAGAAGAUGCCACCACCGACGCACCGACCACCACCGAAAUCCCAACCACAACUACCGAACCCACUACAACUACGACCACAACCGAACCGACCACCACUACCACAACCACGGAAGCAACAACUACGACUACUACUACCACUCAAGUUCCAGUUGGCAGAGGUAAAUUCAGGAGACCUGGAGCAGUUGGAGGAAUCGGUACGAGAAACAGAUUCAGGUCGAGCGGUUCGACCAGUACGACAUCAGAAGCUCCUGCACCUGCGGAAGAAAAAACGCCUCGACCGCGCAGUCGAUUUGGAGCGAAUGCAGGUGGAUUCAAACGACCACGUCCCGGACAACGUCAGUCCUCCGAGCAGGCGGCUGGAGAGGAAGAAAUUCAGAAGGAAACGAGAAACUCGGUAAACGCCGAGAGACCGAGUCUUCCGUCUCGUAACAGAUUCCGUGGCGCUGUUUCAAGACCGUCAGCAGUUUCACCCGCUCCCGUAAACUCGGAAGAGUCUUCGAGUACAAUAACGGAAGCCACUUCUUCGUCGGUUAUCCGCCCGUCUCUGAAUAGGCUCAAUCUUAACCGCAGAAGAGGAAGACCGACGACCGCAUCGCCAACGACCAGCGAGGAAUCUCAAGCUUCGGGAGAAAGUGCACAAGCCGACAGUUCCGACACAGUUAGCACAACGGCCAAACCAGCGCCGAAAGCAAGACUUCCUGGGACGGGACCCAGACCGCUCAGACCCGGACCCAGAAUUAAUCCAAGACUGAGACCUGGACUCACUACGUCAACUACCGCGGCGCCUGAAAUCCCGGAACCUUCCGUCGAAGAACCUGCUGGCGCUGAAACUGAAGAAGAAUCCCACGAGACCUCAGCAGAAACGAACCCGCCAGCGCCAACGACUCCUGAAAGUCCUUUGACGAGGUUGAGGAACAGACAUCGGCUACAGGUCCACGCAAAAGCUCCUCGCACCACGCCUCCUGCACCUGUAAGGAGAUCGCCACUUUUACCGAAAAGGAAGACCACCGAAGCACCAUUACCAGAAAUAAGCAAUGAGCAGUCUUCGGCGGAGGAUUCGGACGCUGAAGGAGCGCCAGCAGAAAAUCCGAUUCCAGCAGAAUCGAAUGCGGCCGAAGCUGUUCAAACUCAAGAAGAACCAAGCAAUAAGGGACUCGGUGGGCUUCUGGCGCCAAGACGUAGGAUAGCCCCAAGACGUCCCGGGCAACUUAUAUCGAGGGAAUAAACGGUAUUAUUAAUUCAACUGUGUUACACAACGUGAUUUAUUGUGGCGCGGUUAUUUAAUUUAUCGUAAUUAAGGAUAUCCGUUUUAGGUUUUAACUACCAAAAUAUUAAUUUUCAGAGCUUAUCCGCCUUUUACUAUACGCCUGCGACGAGAUUAUAAUCGACCCUAAAAUCUCGUAAGAAUGUGUGAUUUCUUGUUGUGUGGUUGUUUCGUUUUACUCCGAAAUUAUUUAACUUCAUGGAUUUCUUUUCUCUAUGCCAUGCAUUCUGUCAAUUCUAUAAUCAAAUGUGACACUUUCUACCCUCCUUCCUCCAUGGCAUCGUCAAGAAUGAUGAUUCGACAUCAACUUUUGAAAAUAGUCAAGUUAAUGAGCAGAAUAUGGUUUCUACAACAAAUACGAACUAGAUGAGAAAUAAAUAAUUAACAACCGAUAUCGCUGAAAUGAUAUCGGGGGACUUUCAAUCGUGUGAUGAUUAUUAUAAUAUUAUAUCGUAAUAUAUUUAAUUCGACUUAUGUAAUUGAUAUUAUACGUGUGCACUCCUAUUUAAUUAUUAACUCUAAAUGCAAUUAUGAUAUUAUCAUUAUUAUUUUAUUAUUAUUAUUAUUAUUAGUAUUAUUAUUGUAUGCGAUGUUUACUGAUAAAUUAGUUUUAAUAUUACCUACGAUACGAUCAUUGAUUUGUAUGUGUAGUAUUUUUUUAACGCCUAUAAUAAGACAUGAAGUUUUGCCCGAUGCAAUAACGUUGUGCCUUAAAAACUAUUGCAUUAUUUUCAUUAUUGUAAUAUCUCCAAAACGUUGUAAAUAUAUCAAUUUUGAUUGAAAAUACAUGAUAGAACAGUGAACAUA